AUGCCGUCGCCCGUUCGCGCCAGUGCUACUUCAUCGAUCCGUAGACUUUCACAGACCGCACGUCAGCUGUCCAACGGAAUCGCUUCCUCGAUCACCACCAUGGCUUCAGCUCAGGACUACAAGACGCGUCCCGUCGGAGCGCCUAACACGCUCGACUACCGAGUGUACCUCGAGAACACCAAGACGGGACUGCCCGCCUCGCCUUUCCACGAUGUGCCGCUGUUCGCCGACGAGAGCAAGACGAUCCUCAACAUGAUCGUCGAGAUCCCGCGCUGGACCAACGCCAAGAUCGAGAUCAGCAAGGAGGACAACUUCAACGCGUUCAAGCAGGACACCAAGAAGGGCAAGUUGCGCUUUGUGCGCAACUGCUUCCCGCACAAGGGCUACAUCUGGAACUACGGCGCCUUCCCGCAGACCUGGGAGGACCCGCACCACACCCACCCGGACACCAAGGCCAAGGGCGACAACGACCCGCUCGACGUGUGCGAGAUCGGCGAGCAGGUCGGCUACACGGGCCAGAUCAAGCAGGUCAAGGUGCUCGGCGUCAUGGCCCUCCUCGACGAGGGCGAGACCGACUGGAAGGUCAUUGUCAUUGACGUCAACGACCCCUUGGCCAGCAAGCUCAACGACAUUGAGGACGUCGAGCGCCACCUCCCCGGCCUCAUCCGCGCCACCAACGAGUGGUUCCGCAUCUACAAGAUCCCCGACGGAAAGCCCGAGAACCAGUUUGCCUUCUCUGGCGAGGCCAAGAACCGCAAGUACGCCACCGAAAUCGUGCACGAGUGCAACGAGGCCUGGAAGAGGCUCAUCAGCGGUCAGGCCGACGCUGGCGAGAUCAGCCUGACCAACUCGUCGGUGCAGGGAUCCAAGGGCUUCGUGGGUGCUCAGGACGCCGCUGUGACCAGCGUGCCCAAGGCUAACCCCUUGGCCCCUGCCCCUAUCGACGCUAGCAUCGACAAGUGGUUCUUCAUCUCGAGCUCGUCCAACUGA
This is a messenger RNA of Sporisorium graminicola, 990 nucleotides long. RefSeq lists its product as uncharacterized. Gene Ontology annotation, biological process: phosphate-containing compound metabolic process. The coding region runs from base 1 to 990 and encodes 329 amino acids. Gene Ontology annotation, molecular function: magnesium ion binding; inorganic diphosphate phosphatase activity. Lineage: Eukaryota; Fungi; Basidiomycota; Ustilaginomycetes; Ustilaginales; Ustilaginaceae. The record is from RefSeq and is a predicted model, not a curated record. The transcript has a single exon. Gene Ontology annotation, cellular component: nucleus; cytoplasm.